AUGUACAUGGUUCAAGGACACUUGCUUUGCGCCAUUCUGCUGAUGUUAGUGUCAGUAUCAAAACAAAUUGCCAAGCACAUGAAGCGCAAAUAUACAGAGGGAAUUUAUAUGCGUGUGGUUGUGUGUAAGCGGUUGAUUCCAGGAACAAGUUAUAUAGUAAUACAACCAAAAUAUAAUGCAGUUCAUUUUAGUUCUCCCACGGGCACAAGAGAAAGGCUGUUGCUAUGCUCGUCAGCUACAGUGCUACCGCAGAAGAGGCGUUUUAGUUCAGAGUUAAACGCCUUACUUGGUCGGGUGGUGAUAGUUGGAGCAACACGAGCGGCGCUUGUGACUACCGGGGUGACAAUGGCAGGUGAAGUAAAAUGGUUAUGGAAGAGCACUUUGACGGAGAGCUACUUCGAGCCUCAUACAGCGUGCUACCAACUUGGACUGUCCACCCAUGAACCUUUACUCGAGGAGCACGUUAUUCAAGCGCUGAGGCACCUCUAUAGGAAGGUCCCCUCUCUGCGCGCGUGUUACGGGGAGCGACAUGGCGAGAGGUGGAUGAGAGAGAUGGCAGAGGAGAUCAUCGACUUCGAAGUGAUCUCAGAUGCUACAAUAGAUGAUGAAAUACACCACUCAAUGCACAACAUUAGCCUUAACAACGACAAGGGCCCUUUGUGGUGCGCCAGACUCUUGCCCGGAGUAGCAGAAUUCAAUGUGUCAGAGUUCCCUAACGUCUGUACACUGUUUCUGGUUGUUAAUCACAGCAUAUCGGAUGGGACUUCCAACAUGAAGACUUGCGGUUUCUUUGUUCAGCUUCUUGAUGCUGUGAUCGCUGGAAAACCUAUUGAUGAUAAGGAACAGCUUGGAGUGUUCGUGUCGGAUGAAAAGACGCAGAAACUGAUACAGGAACAAUUAGACUUCCUGGAGGCUAACCCUGACCUGAUGCUGAAGACAAAGGAAGAGGUUCGCGCGUGCCAGAGUAUACGCUCUCUUGUGAAAUCGACUUAUAAAGGAGUGGGAGACGUCGUGGCAAAAACUCUAACGUUGACGAAAGAACUGGAUCCAGACAGCACAGCCUCCUUCAUCAAACGGUGUCGGGCUGAAGGUGUCACUGUCAACUCGGCCUUCGCAGCUCUUGCCAACAUUACCACGGUGGAGAUCCUGGUCGAAGGAGGACUCGAGCAGGACACGUACACCAUCCGGGGCGACCACCUUUUUAACGCUCGUAGGUACUGGGGAGGGGACACCUCUCAGUACCUGGGUUGUCACGUCCUACCUCUACAGCCUGUGCUUAUCGAAACGCCACGCAAUGUUGGCGAGAACUUCUGGGAUUUUGCGAGACUGACUCACCAGAAGCUCUUGGAGAAAAUUAAGGGCGUCACAGCACUGCAAGAGGAAGCCAUGAAGCCCUUCGUGCCAAAGAACCCGGACUUCAAACCCAACUUUGAAUUUGAAUUUGUUUUAACGAACAUGGGAGAUGUGACAGAAACAGUAACCGAAGGCGGCCAAAAUGUGGAUGUAAUUAACGUUAUUAGGUCUGUCUGCAUACAAACUGCUCCCAUUGCAUUUGAUAGUUUCAUUCACAGUUUCCGUGGGCGCUUUAUGCACACUCUUGUCUACAACUCUUCAUUCAUUAGCCCGAAAAUGGCAAAAGACUAUUGUGAGAAGAUUUUUAACAGUAUCCGAAAAUUGUAUUAAAAAUUAAAUGUUUGUAUAAUCUGUAUAUCAGAGAAAGUAUAUACCAAGAUAAAAGUAUUUGGAACUACUAGCAUUAAAACUGACAUAAUUUACAAAUAUAAAAAAUAUCUCUAGAAACCUAUUCUUAAUUUAAUUCACUUUAACAAUUCAUAUAUGAAACAUGUAUUUAAUCUGUAUAUCGAGCCUUGGAGAGUGUUAGGUUCCUUCACUAAUUUUGAGUGGCACAGGAGUUGCAUUGUUAGGCGUCUAGUGUAUACUGUUUUAUAUGAUUUUCUUAUGAUAAUACUCAUUACAGUCAAACACAACAGCAAGUAUAGUGAAG
This is a messenger RNA of Penaeus indicus, 2005 nucleotides long. RefSeq lists its product as uncharacterized. Bases 1 to 1683 code for a protein of 560 amino acids. NCBI's taxonomy places the organism in Eukaryota, Metazoa, Arthropoda, Malacostraca, Decapoda, Penaeidae. The transcript has 7 exons. The record is from RefSeq and is a predicted model, not a curated record.